AUGGUUCGGCCAGUCUUUUAUCACAUGCCAGAAAGCCCUCCAUCGCGAGGGGCUUUGCAUGUCGCCCGAAUGCUGAAUGUGGAUGUUGAAGUGAGGAACAUAGAUCUGUUUACUGGGGAGCAGCUGAAGCCCGAAUUUAUCAAAGUGAACCCCAUGCACACGGUUCCUACGCUUGAUGACAACGGCUUCGUAGUUGUGGACAGCCAUGCUAUAGCUACCUAUUUAGCAAAUAAAUUCGGCAAAGAUGACAAACUCUAUCCCAGUGAAUUGAAAAAAAGAUCUCUUGUGGAUCAACGUCUAAAUUUCAAUAAUGGCUUUUUGUACAAACGCGUCCGAGAUAUUGGGUUUUUUUUUUCGGGAGUAGAUAUUAUUCCUGAAGAUUUGAAGGCAAAUGCACACGAGGUACUGGGAUGGUUGGAAGGAUUUCUGAAACCCACCGGCUGGGUUGCUGGUGACAACAUCACUAUUGCUGAUGCAAUGUGUGUCUCUUCCGUGACAACUUUUAUUGCAGAAGGAUGUGAUAUGAACAAAUACCCUCUCAUACAAGCAUGGAUUGCAAGAUGCCGCAAGUCGAUUCCAGAUUUUGAUGCGGUGGAUAAAACAGGAAACGAUUCUUUCCAUAAAUUGUUCAAAAGCAAGUUGAAACCUGGGCAGAUUUAAAUUCAUUGCUUUAACAAAACCUAAUAAUAGUUAAUACAUAUAAUUAAAUUACUUGUCUUUAUUGUAAAUUGUUAAAAAAAAGAAAUAUUUUUCGUUUGAAAUAAAUUGAAAUGUUACGAUAUUAUACCAUUGAAUAUGAUUUUGUAUAAUUUGAAUUUAAGAAUGUAAAAUAUAAGACAC
This is a messenger RNA of Gryllus bimaculatus (two-spotted cricket), 840 nucleotides long. Lineage: Eukaryota; Metazoa; Arthropoda; Insecta; Orthoptera; Gryllidae. The record is from the annotation of a GenBank genome assembly.